AUGAAAAGUGCCAAAGUUCGGCAAAAGAAUCGAGAACCGGAUUUCGCUAUUCCCAGUGUAACUGUAAACCUAGCACUCCAAGUGGUUCCACUGGCAGAGGCUAAAACGCUACUAGAACAAAUCAAUGAUCCAAUCCAUUUGCGAAACGCUUUAGAUCGAUAUUUUUCCAGCUCGCAACAAGGAUCUGUUCAUAGACCGAAACGUCUCGGUGCACACGGUCCCAAAGAGCGACAGAACAAAAAUGAAACGGGUGAGAAUCACGUGACAAUGGAUAAAUCCGAACGAAUUACAAACCCAAUGCUGGAUCAGCAAACAUCAAUUCAUCUACCGGGAGAAUUCAAACCGGAGACCGAUUUGUGGUAUGCCGCGCUGUUGGAUUACUUGAUGGAAGCCGUGUACUGGGCUGUAAAUGAAUGGAUUCCAGGAUGUCAUGAUGAUUACCCGGAUAAAAUUGAACAUUCUACUCCGCCUGAACAUGGCUACUAUUCCUGUCUGAUUAGUGAAGAACAACCGGGUCUGAAAAUGCCCGAGGAUGAGAAACCGCUCGCUAUUGCACUGGUACUGGCCACAUUAUUAGUACUGAUUGGGUAUGUACAACACCAAUCAAAGAAUCAGAACAAAUCAUCUGCCGAAUUGACAUCACAAAGCAGUGCUGAAUCCUCAAGUCUCGUACAGACUAUACGUUUAUUGAAGAAUUUCUUUCAAACUAUUCCCCAACCAGAUCGAAAGUUAGAUUAUCGGACUGCGGAAUUGGACGAAUUCGAGCGGCAUCAUCAAGGAAUGCUAGGCGCGCUAAAUGUCAAAGCAUCCAUACGGAUUAUUCAAUUUUUGGCAGCAAACUUUUUACACAUAUAUCGCUUGAUUGAACAUUGCUUUGGAAUGUCCGACGCUAAUCGUAAAAGUUUGAUGGAAAUCUCCUGUCACCGUCCAAUACACACACUUCCGCAAACAUUCAGCUCCAUCCGAUCAAUCUGGCCUCCACCUUUAUGCGAGGCAUUACCUCUAAGUCUAAUUGCCAACUACGUCAAUUUGUUUGACGAACGAGUAACCAAAUGGUUACCAUGUUUACCGCCACCAGAUAGUACGGCAACGGACACGCCGGUAUCCGGAACAGUUAGUCCAACAGAAGCCAAGGAACAGACUGUGGAUGAGACCAGUAUCCAAUCGGUUGUAGCUGAUCCGUGGGAAAAGUAUAUCACCGCACUGGAUGCGAUGAGUCGUGAACAUUGGGAAGCAAUUGCUGCGGUGUCCGAUGUCCAGGCCCAAGAUGCGGUUCUGUUUGUACUGUCCGAGUUGAAAACAGCUUGUGAUACAUCUGGACGAACAAAAAUUGUCGAACAGCUCCGAGAAUCUCAAAUCCACUUGGCCAAACGAUUGGUAGAUCGAGCUAAGUGCAAGCUGGAAGAAGAGACUGGUAAAUGA
Messenger RNA from Echinostoma caproni, 1422 nucleotides. NCBI's taxonomy places the organism in Eukaryota, Metazoa, Platyhelminthes, Trematoda, Plagiorchiida, Echinostomatidae. The record is from the annotation of a GenBank genome assembly.